This is a messenger RNA of Centropristis striata (black sea bass), 464 nucleotides long. It is a transcript of the gene gng8, whose product is annotated as guanine nucleotide binding protein (G protein), gamma 8. Gene Ontology annotation, biological process: G protein-coupled receptor signaling pathway. The record is from RefSeq and is a predicted model, not a curated record. The transcript is spliced from 3 exons. Gene Ontology annotation, molecular function: G-protein beta-subunit binding. NCBI's taxonomy places the organism in Eukaryota, Metazoa, Chordata, Actinopteri, Perciformes, Serranidae. Gene Ontology annotation, cellular component: heterotrimeric G-protein complex. The coding region runs from base 141 to 353 and encodes 70 amino acids.
UCAUCUUUGCCAUUAAUCUCACUUCAUUUGUUACUGUAAGUUGGAGCCGAGGACCCCAUUGAAGACGAGUGGACCUUCAUUCCAGCCCAACGGUUGCUGUUGGUCUUGUGGUUGGCUGACUUUCGUGGGAAAAGGACAGGAUGUCCAACAACAUGGCAAAAAUUGCAGAUGCUCGAAAGACAGUAGAACAACUGAAGCUGGAGGUCAACAUAGAGAGGAUGAUGAUAUCCAAAGCUGCAGCUGAUCUGAUGGCCUACUGUGAGGCUCAUGCCAAAGAGGACCCCCUGGUGACCCCAGUGCCUUCUUCCGAAAACCCGUUUCGAGAGAAGAAAUUAUUCUGUGAAAUACUAUAACCGCCACAUGUAUAAGUGUCUACGCAUUUUGACUUCACAAUAGCCAUGAGUUAAAUUUCACCUGCAAUGACAAUAAGAAAACUUUCAUUUUUGUACUGAGAGUAGCUCUUU